Trematosphaeria pertusa is the source of this 1490-nucleotide messenger RNA. RefSeq lists its product as uncharacterized. Lineage: Eukaryota; Fungi; Ascomycota; Dothideomycetes; Pleosporales; Trematosphaeriaceae. The record is from RefSeq and is a predicted model, not a curated record. The coding region runs from base 277 to 1335 and encodes 352 amino acids. Gene Ontology annotation, molecular function: catalytic activity; molybdenum ion binding; pyridoxal phosphate binding. The transcript has 2 exons.
CUAGCCGAUUUCGCAUCCGCUUAUAAAUGUCGCACUGCUCCUAUAUAGGUACUCUGCCGUCUGGGCCGCAUUUCUUCCAUACCGGACCGAGUCACGGAUCCUUCGCCUGUUUUCAAACAGAGACGCGGAUGAACUGAUAAAGACCAAUCGCCCCGCCAGCUCUCACUAUUGACCCAUAUACCCGCACAAUCGAAUUCACGACUCCUGGUACGUCUCCCUGGCAUCCUUGUCAAAGAAACAACAACCUUUCGCGUCGACGCUCUCACCUUAGCGACCAUGGCUAUGUCCAAUGCUACUCAAGGCGCCAUAAUACUCACAGUCUUUCUCCUGCCCAUCGUCACAUAUCUUUACUUAGCCCGCAGCCAACAGAAAAGCUCAGCCGGCCCACUUCCCCCGCCAACCGAGAUCACGAAUAUUUUCAUCCAUCCUAUCAAGUCGUGUCAUGGCCUGACGGUACGAUCCGCACGUCUACUUCCUACGGGCUUAGACCUAGACCGCCAAUGGAUGUGGGUUACGUACCCGAACUACGAGUUCUUGACUAUCCGCAACUUAUCGAAAAUGACCCUCAUCCGGCCCACCUACAACGCAGAAACUGAUACCCUGGCUGUGACCGCGCCAGCACCGGACUCCAUAGACGAGAAACUGCAUUUCGAAAUCCCAGCUCAUCCCUCCUCGGAGUGGCUCUCCGCGAACACCGAAGUCGUAAACGCCAACAUUUGGGGCCACGAGACAUCCGCUCACGCUUACUCUCCAUCCCUGACCGGCCCCUUCAACGCCUUCUUCGGCAAGGAAGUCAGACUCGUGUACAAGUCGCCCUUCUCAGACUCCCCACGGGCCUUGGUAUCGAACGGUAAGAAGUCUGUCCUCGGCAGAGACGCCUCAACCAUCUUCCCAGACCUGAUGCCCAUCCUCGUCGGCUGCGAGUCCAGCAUCGACGAACUCAACACACGCCUCCAAGCCGCCGAGAGCCUGUCCAUCGACGUGCGCCGCUUCCGGCCCAACAUCCUGGUCAAGGGCGACAAGCCGUGGGACGAGGAUCGCUGGAAGACUAUCCGCAUCACGUCUAAAUCCGGGAAGGAUGUUUUUACGUCGGAUGUCACGCAGAGAUGCGCGAGAUGUCAGGUUCCGAAUGUGGAUCCCGAGACGGCGGAGAAGCAUAAGAGGCAGCCGUGGGAUACGCUCAUGAAGUAUCGCAGGGUGGAUGAGGGGAUCAAGUAUAAGCCUUGCUUUGGGAUGUUGUGUGUGCCAAGGGGAGAGGGCGGGAUGCUGGAGUUGGGGAUGAAGGUGGAGGUUACGGAGGUUACGGAUAAGCAUAGGAUUAUUUCGGGAUUUUGAAGAGGUGGAUACUGGCAUGGCAUGUAGGUGGCGUGGCGGAUAAGUUAGGGUUUAGUGAGGAGUUAAUUUAUCUGUAGGACAGCUUUUCUGACUCAGGAGACCCGUUUGCUUUAAGGGGUCAGACAUGUCAACCGCAGAGGAUCAAACAAAUAAUU